UCGUCGUGAGGCAGCCUCCUUGCCAGAGCCAGAAUCUCCACACCCAGCAUAUUGCCACGGCUUCAGGCUGCAGCUGGCUUGACCAGGCUCUUGCUCUCCUCCUUGCAUCUCGGCGCAGUCCAAGCGUGCGGCUGAAGAUUUCCCGAGUUCCCGCUUUCUGCUUCCCCCGUCCGAGGCUGCCCCUAUCUCUAUCUCUGCUUCAGGGUUCUCUCUCUGUGCGCCCUCCCCAGAGCUCUCCAGCUGCACGAUGAGAUGCCCCUGGCUGCUCCUCCUGUCGGCCGCUACCCUCGCCCUGAGCCAGGCGGAGGAGGGCAUCAAUAUCCCUGAGUACGACGGCGAAGACCGGGUCAUCCACCUUUCCUCAAAGAACUAUAAGCAAGUCCUGAAGAAGUUUGACAUCCUCUGCCUGUAUUACCACGAGCCCGUAGGCGAUGACAAGGUCUCCAUGAAGCAGUUUGAAUGGGACGAGCUCACGCUGGAGCUGGCAGCACAGGUCUUGGAAGAUAAGAACAUUGGGUUUGGCUUGGUUGACGCAGAGGAGGAUGAGGCUGUUGCAAAGAAACUAGGUCUGGUUGAAGAAGGCAGCAUUUAUGUCUUCAAGGAGGAUAACGUGAUCGAAUAUGAUGGCGAGCUGGCAGCUGACACUAUAGUGGAGUUCCUCCUGGAUGUUCUGGAAGACCCAGUGGAGAUGAUCGACGAUGAGGGCGAACUAGAAACGUUUGAGGACAAUGAGGAUGAAAUCAAGCUGGUUGGGUACUUCAAGAAUGAAGAUUCAGAACAUUUCAAAGCAUUUGAAGAGGCAGCAGAAGUAUUUCAACCCUAUAUUGCAUUCUAUGCCACUUUCAACAAACGGGUGGCAAAUAACCUGGACCUUAAAAUGAACCAAGUUGACUUCUAUGAACCAUUUAUGGAUGAGCCAGAUACAAUCCCCGGAAAACCCUACACAGAGAAAGAAAUUGUUGAUUAUGUCAAUGAACAUAAAAGGGCUACUCUGCGGAAGCUGAAGCCUGAUAGUAUGUACGAGACCUGGGAGGACGACAUCAAUGGGAUACACAUCGUGGCCUUUGCAGAGGAGGAUGACGCAGAUGGUUAUGAAUUCCUGGAGAUUCUGAAGGAAGUGGCAGAGGACAACACUGACAAUCCAGACCUCAGCAUCAUCUGGAUCGAUCCUGAAGACUUCCCUCUGCUGAACCCAUACUGGGAGAAAACAUUCAACAUCGAUUUGUCCGCGCCCCAGAUUGGCAUCGUCAAUGUCACUGACGCCGACAGCGUCUGGCUUGACAUGGAUGAGGAUGACCUACCCAGCACUGAUGAGCUAGAGGACUGGAUUGAAGACGUACUUUCAGGCGAGAUCAACACAGAAGAUGAUGAUGAUGACGAUGACGACGAUGAUGGUGAUGAUGAUGACGACGACGAUGAGGAUGAUGACGAUGAUUAAUCGCCAUUCAAUCAGCAGCCAUUGUUCAGUUGCAGGUGGAUGAUACUCUGGUCUGCCCCUGCAUUUCCACUCCUGGCAGACGCCACCUGAUGUUCUUUUUUCUAUCUGUAAAGCUCUUUAACUUAAUCUUUUUCUAUUGAGAAAUCAGCACGAAAAUCUCGUGGGAAUAGAGGUAAAGAGAAAGAAAAUAUAAACAAGACACUAAGAUAACAGACCAGUCUCUUUUUUGGG
Messenger RNA from Mobula hypostoma (lesser devil ray), 1669 nucleotides. RefSeq names its product calsequestrin-1-like. The record is from RefSeq and is a predicted model, not a curated record. Gene Ontology annotation, molecular function: calcium ion binding. Gene Ontology annotation, cellular component: sarcoplasmic reticulum lumen; Z disc. Bases 248 to 1438 code for a protein of 396 amino acids. NCBI's taxonomy places the organism in Eukaryota, Metazoa, Chordata, Chondrichthyes, Myliobatiformes, Myliobatidae. The transcript has 11 exons. Gene Ontology annotation, biological process: regulation of skeletal muscle contraction by regulation of release of sequestered calcium ion.